Molecule: messenger RNA, 3813 nt
Organism: Sardina pilchardus (European sardine)
Lineage: Eukaryota; Metazoa; Chordata; Actinopteri; Clupeiformes; Clupeidae
Product: NACHT, LRR and PYD domains-containing protein 12-like
Exons: 13
Coding region: 1-3813 (1270 amino acids)
Biological process (GO): intracellular signal transduction
Molecular function (GO): protein binding
Source: RefSeq, a predicted model, not a curated record
AUGGUUUUUGGCGACUUCUUCCAGCUCCCUGCACCAGGCAAAGCUAAACCUCUCUGUGUAUACGAGGAUCAUGUUCUUGAUUUCUGGAAGGACCAGUUUCAAAUUGUUACUCUGACAGAAAUCAUGCGUCAAAAAGAUGACGUGCCAUUUGCAGAACUACUCAACAGGCUAAGAGUGAAACGCAAGGGAGAGGCAUUAACUGAAGCAGACAGAGCUCUUCUUACCCAGGCCGUAUGUCAAGCUGAAGACUGUCCCAAAGACGUCUUACAUCUUUUUGCAACUAAUAAAGAAGUACAGCAACACAAUGCAAACACCAUCUCUGCUCUGUACUCUGAACUGGUCAAUGUCGAAGCCCAUGACUACAGAAAAGAUCCUCAAUCUGGACGCAUGGCAAGAAUGAGAGAGCCUGUCAAAGGAUGUAAAGGAGAGUUACCUGAUAGACUAGAAAUCGCUGAAGGUGCCCCUGUGAUGUUGAUCAGAAACAUAGACGUGGAAGAUGGCCUAGUAAAUGGCUCAUUUGGAAAGAUUGCUAAGAUUGUUUAUCAAGUCCAAGAUGGCAAGAAAAAUGUAAAGAUGGUUGGCAUUGAACUAGACAGCCCAAAUGCAGGUCAGAGACAUCGCAACAAGGUGCCCAGCUGUGUGUCUAUGAAGAGUGACCGGUCCAUGGAUCCUCUUGCUAAUUUCAGCAGUGGACCACCACCAUCUGAUCCGAGACCACAGACACACAGACCAGUGUCUCCAGUGCCCAGCUGUGUGUCUAUGAAGAGUGACCGGUCCAUGGAUCCCCUUGCCAAUUUCAGCAGUGCACCACCACCAUCUGAUCCAAGACCACAGACACACAGACCAGUGUCUCCAGUGCCCAGCUGUUUGUCUAUGAAGAGUGACCGGUCCAUGGAACCUCUUGGUAAUUUCAGCAGUGGACCACCAUCUGAUCCAAGUGGGAGUAGGAAUACCCUGACCCAGGAUCAGUCCAGGUGUGGAGUGUGUGAGCAGCUACUGAGGGACCCAGUCAUCACCAGCUGUGGACACAGUUUCUGCAGGCAGUGCAUCAGCAGCUACUGGAGCCAGUCUGGUCCAUCAGGAGACUACAACUGUCCCCAGUGCAGAAAGAGACCCAGAACACAAGACAACCAUGUCCUGAACAGAGUACUGAUGACCCAUAAAGCCAGUAUGAAGAGGAGGUUUGAGAGCAUAUGUGAAGGCAUCAUAAGAUCAGGGACUCAAACACUCCUGAACAAGAUCUACACAGAGCUCUACAUCACAGAGGGAGAGAGUGAAGGGGUGAAUAAUGAGCAUGAGGUUUGGCAGGUGGAGUCAGCAUCCAGACCACAAACUACAGAUGACAUAGCAAUCAAGUGUAAUGAUAUCUUCAAGCCCUUACCUGGACAGGAGAGACACAUCAGAACUGUCAUGACCAAGGGGAUUGCUGGCAUUGGAAAAACUGUCUCAGUGCAGAAGUUCAUCCUUGACUGGGCAGAGGACGGAGCUAACCAGGAUGUGGAUUUCAUGUUUGUGCUUCCGUUCCGUGAGCUGAAUUUGGUCCAACAUGAUCAGUACAGUCUUCACAGGCUCCUGCUUGACUUCCACCCUGAGCUUAGAGAGCUACAAGAGGAUGAAUACAAAGAUUGCCACAUUGUGUUCAUAUUUGAUGGUCUGGAUGAGAGUAGACUUCCACUGAAUUUCCAAGAGAACCAGAAGUUGUCUGAUGCAACACAAACAUCAUCAGUGGAUGUGCUGAUAACGAGCCUCAUUCAGGGAACUCUGCUUCCCUCUGCUCUCCUUUGGAUAACCUCCCGACCAGCAGCAACCAGUCAGGUCCCUUCUCAGUGCAUCAGUCAGAUAACGGAAGUACGAGGAUUCAGUGACCCACAAAAGGAGGAGUACUUCAGGAAGAGAGUCAGUAACCAGAAUCAAGCCAACAGAAUCAUCUCACACAUUACGGCAACCAGGAGCCUUCACAUCAUGUGCUACAUGCCAGUCUUCUGUUGGAUCUCAGCCACUGUCCUUCAGAAAAUACUGGAACAGGAUGAUGGGAAGGAAGCCCCCAAAACUCUGACUGAGAUGUUCAUACACUUUCUGCUCAUCCAGACCACAAGGAAGGGCCAGAAGUAUCAAGAGGAAAGUGAGACCGAUAGACAGAGCCUCCUAGAAUCACAUAAGGGUGUCAUAUUGAAACUAGCAGAGCUGGCUUUCAAGAAUCUGGAUAAUGGCAAUCUCAUGUUCUAUGAGGAGGACCUGAGAGAGUGUGGCAUUGAUGUCAGUGAAGCUUCAGUGUACUCUGGCAUGUGCACUGAGAUCUUCAGGGAGGAAUGUGUGUUUCAUUACAAGAAAGUCUACUGCUUUGUCCAUCUGAGCAUCCAGGAGUUUCUUGCUGCACUUCAUUUGUUUUCCUCCUACUUGAGUAAGAACAUUGAGGUCCUGAAAUCAUUUGUUAGCACCAAGCCCUGGUCUUUACCAGAUGUGCCUCUCGAUGAGCUGCUGAAGAAUGCUGUGAACAAAGCUUUAGAAAGCAAGAAUGGACACCUUGAUUUGUUUGUUCGCUUUCUUCAUGGCAUUUCUCUGGUGUCAAAUCAGAGCCUUUUGCUAGGCCUCCUGACACACACACACAGCAGCCCAGAGAGUGUGAAGAAAACAUUGAGGAACCUGAAGGUGAUGCAGAGACAAAAUAUCUCUCCUGAACGGUGCAUCAACCUGUUCCACUGCCUGGUGGAAAUGCAUGACUGUUCUGUCCAUGAUGAAAUCCAGGCUUUCCUGAAGGCAGAGAAAGGUGCUGUGAAACAGCUCACACUGGCUCACUGCUCAGCCUUGGCUCAUGUGCUUCUGAUGUCUGAUGAGGUGCUGGAUGAGUUUGACCUAAAGAAAUACAAAACCUCAGAUGAGGGACGGAGGAGACUUGUGCCAGCUGUGAGAUGUUGCAGAAAGGCUCUACUUGUUGACUGUAAGCUAUCAGAGAAGUCCUGUGAGAUUGUGAUCUCAGCUCUGCAGUCUGCAAACUCCCCCUUAAGAGAGCUGGACCUGAGUCAGAAUUACCUGGCAAAUUCAGUAGAAAAGCUGCCCACUGCUCUACAGAGUCCAAACUGCAAACUGGAGGCACUGAGGCUUGUUGGCUGUGGACUCACUGAGAAGUCUGGUGACAUUUUGGGCUUUGCUCUGCAGUCAGUAAACUCCCAUCUGAGAGAGCUGGACCUGAGUAAGAAUACUCUGGGGGAUUGUGGAGGAAAGCUGGGCUCUGAAGCACUGAAUCCACACUGUAAGAUGGAGACACUUAGACUUGCUGAUUGUGAGCUAACAGCGAAGCCCUUGGAGAUUAUGGCCUCAGCUCUGCAGUCUGCAAACUGCCCCUUAAGAGAGCUGGACCUGAGUCAGAAUGACCUGCAGGUGUCAGGAGAAAAACUGGUCUCUGCUCUACAGAGUUCAAACUGCAAACUGCAGACACUGAGACUUACCAGGUGUAAACUCAGAUACAGCUCCUCUGAGGUUGUGGUCUCAGUUCUGCAGUCAUAUAUUUCUCAACUGAGUGAGUUGGACAUGAGUGGCUGUGAUCUUCAAACAUCAGACGAGAAGCUGCCCUCUGAUCUUAAAAACCCAAACUGUCAACUGAAGAAGCUGAGACUUGUUGGCAGUAAACUGAGAGGAAGAUUUCUGGCUGUGACUCUUCAGUGGGCAAACUCCCAUCUAAGAGACCUGGACAUCAGUGACAGUGAGCUUCUGGACUGUGGAGGAGAACUGCUCCAUCAACCACUGAAUCAAGACUGUAAAGUGAGACUCAUCAGCUGUAGACUCAAACACAGCUCCUCUACUUGUUGGCUGUAA